Molecule: messenger RNA, 2735 nt
Organism: Amyelois transitella
Lineage: Eukaryota; Metazoa; Arthropoda; Insecta; Lepidoptera; Pyralidae
Gene: Pex13
Product: peroxisomal membrane protein PEX13
Exons: 5
Coding region: 205-1323 (372 amino acids)
Biological process (GO): protein import into peroxisome matrix, docking
Cellular component (GO): peroxisome; peroxisomal membrane; peroxisomal importomer complex
Molecular function (GO): protein binding
Source: RefSeq, a predicted model, not a curated record
AAGUUGUUUUGUCAUUUGUCAUGUCAUUUUGCGAGUGCGCAACACAGAACAGAAGUUUCGCUUGGUAGAGUUCAUAGAUUGCUGCUCUAAGGAAUUAAGAACCUAUACAUUACAUAUACAAUAAGAUAAUAAUCAGUGACAUGGCGAUAUUUUACAUCUGCUAAUUAUUAGAACAAGCAAAGUGUAAAUUGUGUGUCUGAAAACAUGAUGGAGCCAUCGAAUCAUUUCACAGGGAACUCUGACCCUGCCCUAUCGAAUGCUGGUGUGACAGGAAAUCUAGAUGUUGGGUCAUUCAGAAACCCUGUACCUUCCACGUCUACAACUAAUAUACCACCACCUUUACCACCAAGACCAGAAGUUGGCGUUCAAUCAAACUAUGGCAUGAAUACUUACGGAAUGAAUUCCUAUGGGAUGAAUUCUUACGGCGCGAUGGGAGGCAUGGGAUCUUACGGAAUGGGUGGCUACGGCUCCUAUGGCAUGGGGGCCUAUGGAGGAUAUGGCGGUGGUUAUGGUAUGAAUGGGAUGGGCGGUAUGGGGUAUGGAGGAUACAAUAGAUUUGGACCAAUGGAUAUGGAAAGUAGGUUCAUACAAUUAGCGGAAGAGAACUCACGGCCUGCAUUUGACUCGAUACAGGGCUUCGUGAAUGCAGUCGGCAGUGUGGCCAUGAUGCUGGAGAACACAUUUUUUGCACUCACCAGCUCUUUUAGAGCAAUUUUGGGUGUAGCAGAGAACUUCGGUCGUCUAAGGUCUCUGUUCGCGCAGUUCUGGUCCACAUUCGCUGUGGUGAGGUCAUUGAACUGGCUUGUCAGGAAACUCAUGGUGAUCAUCGGCAUCAGGACAGAAAACGAGUUUAAGGCUUGGGCCGAAGCGGUGUCAUCGACGCAACCCGGAGGUUCGUCCCCGGAACACAAGCCCCGUGGGUCCAGUUGGCCCGUCCUGUUGUUCUUCGCCGUGGUCGCCGCUGCGCCCUACAUAGUGCUCAGAAUGAUGCAGGGACUGUCUAACAGUAUAAACGAGAGACUCACCGACCCAACGACCUGGCAACAGCCGCUGAACGCGGUAGCUCAAUACGACUACCAAGCUACAUCUCCUCAAGAGAUCAGCUUCUCAGCCAAUCAGGUGCUGACCCUGGCUCCCCAACACCUUCAGAGUCAUCUCUGGAACAGCGGAUGGGUCAUGGCGACGACAGAUAAGCAGCAUGCGGGGCUGGUCCCAGUUCCGUACAUAAAAGUCAUUAAACCGCCGAGUCCUGACAAAGUAGACUCGAAGGUUGAGAAAGAAAGUGUAGUGGAAAUGGAUAAACAUUUUGAGAAUGAAUUGUAAAUGACGAUACUUACUUUGAAUAAGUUACCGCGUUGUUGACGCGAUUUUACUUUGCGCUACCAACGUUGUAUAUGUGGGUGGGCUUACUCAUAUUGAAAAACUCAAACGUUAGCCGUUAUUGUGAAAGAAUACACCAAAUAUUAAACUAGCAGACUCUGCCCCCGCUAUGAGUUUAGUAACUUAUACUACUGCGAAUUUUAAGCCUUCUCUCUCUGUCCCACCAGGGGCGGCAUAUUGCGGCAAAGUUAAAUUGUGGUUUACUUAUAUUGUAAGAAUUCCACCGCUAAUAUUUUUACGUAAGGCAGAAGAAUUUUAGAAACUGUCGCAUCAAAUCUAUUAAUAAAGACCGGUUGGAUGGGGCACAUUUUUAAAGCUACCUAUAUAGUUAAUUUCAUUGGUAUGGAAACUUAUUACAAAUACCUACCAUUCCUGACGCGAUUUCAGGGGUGUAAAAUGUUUAAACUGUUUAUUGAAAUUGUUUUAAUCCUUGCAAUCUCUGUGAUACACGAGAAAUAUUAGGAAAUAGUAAAUGAUAGACAAAUGAUGAAUAUUCAAAUAUAUAACGAAAUAUCCAGUACUAGGUUUAUCACUGUGGGGGCAAUAAAAAAAUAUUAAGUUCUUUUAAGUAGUUGUACUUAGUGCUAUGUUUACACGUAAACUAUACCACUAUUGAGAAUACUUCUACAUACAUAAAAGUUGAGUAUUCCUUGUUUGUAUAUUAGUGGCGCCUCCUUUUCAUUUCGAACUGUAUCUUGUUAGUAAGGUGUAAAAUUUGUGUAUAAUAUUUUUUAAUUUUAUAUUUUCCUCAGACUGUUUUGCAUUUCCAAAGCCUUAAUUUAUAAAUUUGCGUCAAAAUGUUGAGAUUUUAAAUGUCACAAAGUGUGUAAAAUGAAUUGACCAUUUACUUACAUGGCAGCAUCCAGUUGUCAACCAAUUGGGUUGGUAGUAAGUUUAGGUAUUGCCAUAUAAAAAGGAUAUUAGGAACUAAAAUUAGCGUUGUUAUUUUAUGUUGCGAAGUUGCAAUUGUUGUAUGUACCUUUUAUUGUAAAUAUAUAGCUUUACUUGUCAAAUAUAAUUUAAUCCAUAAUAAUAUAUUUUGCAUUUCAGUUAACUUUAAUGGUUUACUAAUUAUUCAAAGAUGUUUUACCUUUAUUCUAGUCCACAUGUUUUCUACCUUUUUAUCAUAUUCCGUCUUCGGUGUCGCUUAGUUAAUUCCAAUUUAUAUUCAAAAUAAAUAUUAUGAAAUACUUUGGGUAUGUAAUGUGACGAGAAAAUAAAAACAAAAUGUUUAUUAAAUUACUUAGCAAUAAGCUCUCUGGUGCAUGGUUACGAGAUUAGUUGUCUCGAGUUAAUUAAAAAAGGGAUGGACUGAUUUUAUUACUUAUCAAUAAUAAAGUUAAAUUUUAAAGAAA